Messenger RNA from Striga hermonthica, 1749 nucleotides. Lineage: Eukaryota; Viridiplantae; Streptophyta; Magnoliopsida; Lamiales; Orobanchaceae. The record is from the annotation of a GenBank genome assembly.
AUGAAACUGCUAAACCCCCGCUUUUUCACCUCCUCUUGCAGAAGCCCUCGUUAUUGGUUCUCCUUAAACCCCUUUAAAUUUUCGCACCCCUCUGCUCGGGCCCCUCUUCCCGCCGGCAGUUCGCGGCUUAGUAAUCGCGUUUGCACCUUCUGCAUAUCCAGAGGUACUUCGACAGUAGCAGCGAUGUGCGCAUCUCCGCCGUCCGUUCACGUGAAGGACCGUAUUGAUCUGACGGACAAGGAGAAGCAGAUAUUCGACCGUCUUCUCCAAGUCCUGAACCACUUCAGUCUCCAGACGCAGCUUAGGGUCGCCGGCGGCUGGGUUCGCGAUAAGCUUUUGGGGAAAGAAUGUUUCGAUAUCGAUAUUGCCCUUGACAAUAUGCUGGGGAAGGAAUUUUGUGAUAAAGUGAAUGAGUAUUUGUCGUUUAAAGGUGAAGAGGCUCGAGGAGUAGGUGUAAUACAGUGCAAUCCUGAUCAGUCUAAACAUUUGGAGACAGCUAGAAUGCGCCUUUUUGACGUGUGGAUUGACUUUGUCAACUUAAGAUCCGAGGACUACAGUGAGAAUAGCCGUAUCCCUACAAUGAGGUUUGGCACUGCUGAAGAGGAUGCUUACAGAAGGGAUUUAACUAUCAAUAGCUUGUUCUACAACAUCAAUACGAGUUCAGUUGAAGAUUUCACUAACAGAGGAAUCGAAGACUUACAAGCUGGAAGGAUAGUAACUCCAUUACCUCCAAAGCAGACAUUCCUAGAUGAUCCACUCCGAGUUCUCCGAGCUAUACGUUUUGGUGCAAGGUUUGGAUUCUUGUUGGAUGAAGAACUGAAGAUAGCUGCUGCAGACAAUGAUGUCAGAGAAGCUAUUGCCGAUAAAAUCAGUAGAGAGCGUAUUGGUCAUGAGAUUGAUCUUAUGAUUUCUGGAAAUCAACCCGUGAGAGCAAUAGCCUAUGUCUCUGAGUUGCAGCUCUUUUGGGCUGUAUUUAGCCUUCCAAGUGUGACUGAACCUUCAUCUCCAGAAGGAUGUGACAGACUUUGCCUUGCUUACAUGGAUACAUCGUGGAGAUUUUUGCAAUCAGUAGGAUCUUCCUUCAAUGAUGAAGAAAGGAGGCUCUGCCUUUAUGCUGCUCUGUUCCUUCCCUUUAGAAGCAUUAAUUACAGAGAGAAAAAAGGCAAAAAGAUACCAGUAGUAAAUUACCUCUUCAAGACUUCUCUCAAGCUGAAGAACAGUGAUGCAGAAACUGUAAUCAGCUUGCAUUUUGCAGCAAAAAAAUUCAUGCGUUUGAUUCCUUCGCUCAUCUCCGAUGAAAAUUUGCAAACUCUUCAAGUCGAUAAGAAAACAUUAACUAUUGAUGUCCCUGCAGCUUUACAACUCAGAAUACUGACCGGAUUAUUGCUUCGAGAAAUCAAGGAAUUUUGGCGGGCUGCACUGGUUCUUUCUCUGCUCUUAUACCCUGAAGAUAUUGGUUUGAGUGAAAAUUUGUCAGUUGAGGACUCGGAACUGAAUGGAAGAAUAGAAUUAUAUAACAGUAUUGAGAAAUCAAUCGUGGAAAUGGGGCUGGAGAAAGUCUGGGACUUGAAACCACUGGUGAAUGGCAAAGACAUCAUGAGCGUUUUGGAGCUAAAAACUGGAGGGCCCAUCGUAAAAGAAUGGCAACAAAAACUGCUCCAGUGGCAACUCGCGCAUCCUUCUGUAUCUGCUGAUGAGUGCAUUGAUUGGAUGAGGCAAAACCACUCGAAACGCGCCAGGAUAGAGUAA